Molecule: messenger RNA, 1317 nt
Organism: Ornithorhynchus anatinus (platypus)
Lineage: Eukaryota; Metazoa; Chordata; Mammalia; Monotremata; Ornithorhynchidae
Gene: ARMH2
Product: armadillo like helical domain containing 2
Exons: 2
Coding region: 464-1225 (253 amino acids)
Source: RefSeq, a predicted model, not a curated record
ACCGAUCGCUCCCCCGCCGCUCCCUAUUGAAAUGAGUAGCCGAGGUCCCCUUGGGCUCAUCACUCUUGGGAAGAGCAGUCCCUCCGUUCCCAAUCUUCCCCCUCUCUGGCCCUGAAGCCGGAUUUUGGACAGACGGAACCCAGCCUCCUUCUGGAAAGCCGAGAGAGCGAGGCCAAGGACGCGGAGGAAAACCGGGGCCGGAUCCGACUGCCGGCGACGACUCCUUGAACGGAUUUGGGCUAAAAAAGCGGGCCCACCUUCUGGACGACGCACUGAGCUCGGCUUCUGAGGAAAGGUGCUGAAUCGGGACAGGCUGAAUCCCCGUUUCUCUCUCCGCGGAGACCGGUCUCUUCUGCCAUCUCCCAUUCCGCGUGGGUUCCGGCAUUGCUAGGAGACCAGCCUGCCUCGGUUCCCCACCCUUAGCGGAGGCCGUUAACGGCCCUCCCGAGCCAUCCUCCACCCCAUGGCUCAGAGGAGGGACGCGAUUAUCCUGAAAGCGCUUAGGAGAGGUGGGGAUUACGUGGUGGAGUUAUGUUACAAGAUAGCCGCCCAGGUCCUGGCCCUGUGGGAAGCCUACAUCCAGCCCUAUUUUGUGGAGAAAGAGGAGAAGUUCUACACCACGGUGGAAAACAUUUUUCACAAAGAAAAAAUUAACAGGUUUGGAAAGAGCCUGAGGGAUGCGGAGCUGCCCGUGGCCACGAAAGCGGAGGCGGUGAUGAAAAUGGGGCUGUUGGCCUACACAGGUACUAGGGCCUGCGGAGCAGAGGAAGCGGGGAGCUCGGCCCGCUUUAUCGGAGGACCGAAGGGUUCAAAGUGCGCCUUGGAAUAUAUGCCUGAUAUGGUCGCUCUCUUGCAAGAGCCGACCCUGACUGCCGCGGAGAAGAUUCGGCUGCUAAAAGGCCUGGCUGGCUUAUGCUACAUCGACAGCUCUAGUCAGAACAAAGCCAAAAAACUUCACCUCGUUCACAUUCUCCUGGAUUACCUCGAGCCGGACGGAGAUUCCCUCUCCUCGGAUACAGGACUUCACUCUACCAGUCUCGUUAAGUUCUGGACGUGCUAUCUUAUGUCUGUCAUCACUUGCAACAACCAUCAUUCCAUUAAGAUCCUGAAGAACAUCCCGGGCCUCAAACAGAAGCUGAAAUUUCUGGCUAGCCAGAAUUGGAGCGGCUGGCCGGAGAACUACGCGGAGGUCUUGUAUUUCCUCGUCGGGUUUCACAAGAAUUGAGGGGACCUUAGUCUCAGCGAUCCCCGACUUCACGCUUACCUUGCCUUUCACCGUGCGGUGAAGCAAUUAAAAGGUGGGUUGUGUUAUUUUUC